This is a messenger RNA of Protopolystoma xenopodis, 408 nucleotides long. The record is from the annotation of a GenBank genome assembly. Lineage: Eukaryota; Metazoa; Platyhelminthes; Monogenea; Polystomatidea; Polystomatidae.
AUGAGCAUGCAUUUUUCGAGGUCGCACGAGGUCGGUGUACGAAUUGCGCUGCAACCAACGUUUGCGGCCAAAGUACAAUUCGAUUUGGCUAAUCUCGAAUGCCUUCGAACCCUUUGGCCGGACCGGGACUCGGAGCUGGACCGGACAGGCCAGAUGGCCGCUUCUCGUCGCCCCGGACACAAACAAGCGUGUCCGCCUCUCUUCCACUCACACACUCUUCAUACACGCCCAGCCCCACGACAAGUCGAAGAUGCUGAUCCCACUCCUGCGAAGGCCAAGGGUGGGAGGAAGAUGGGACCCGGCGAGUCGUCUUCCCGUCCCACCGGCAUCACGACUUCAGCCUCAUUGGCAUCAUCAGCACCAGUAGCAUCGGGCGCAGCAGUAGCCAAGACUCUUCGCGCCAAUUAG